UCAUUUCCUACCUGUCCCCACCCUUUCAUUACCUCGUGACUUAUUGCUACGCAAGUAGUUAAGAGAGAGUGGGUUGCAAACGGGAGUUUUUGAUACAACUAACUUGUACCUGAACAUUAUGAAGAACUUGGUUGCAAUUGCCGCCUUGGCUCUGUUAGCUAUGCCUGUGACCAGUUUGACCGCUGCAAACCAUACGACGAUCGCAUCUGUGACCAACACAACCACUGCAAAGCAUACGACAACUGUGCCUGUGACCAAUGCGACCUCUGCAAGGCAUACGACGAUCGCAUCUGUGACCAACACAACCUUUGCAAACCAUACGACAACUGUGCCUGUGACCAAUGCGACCUCUGCAAACCAUACGACGAUCGCAUCUGUGACCAACACAACCUUUGCAAACCAUACGACAACUGUGCCUGUGACCAAUGCGACCUCUGCAAACCAUACGACGAUGGCACCUGUGACCAACACAACUGCUGCAAAGCAUAAUAUAACAAGUACACCAACUGAACUCCCUACACUAUCACCGACUGUUACAUUCCCAGUAACUGGAUUCUACAAUGUUUCUUUGAAGAACACUCUUUGCAUCAAGAUGGCUAUUGGAAUUCAAUUAAUUGUUGGCACAAAGUCUAAAAAUUUGUACUUCAAUGUUCCGCCAAGCAGAACAACAGUUUCAGGGAAGUGUGGAAAUACUACUACUUGGAUUAAUUUGCAGUUUAAUUAUGGAUUUGUAAACUUCACCUUUAGGAAGGAUGGGAAGCAGUAUUACAUCAGUGAAAUAAGAGUUACUCUGCAUUCAGCGAAUAACAUGGACAAAACUUACCAUGGUAUUGCAAAGAAUAUGGAGUUGUUUAAUGCUGAACUUGGACACUCCUACAAGUGCAAAAGCAAGAGGGUUGUACAUUUUUCAACUGAUUCUUUGCAGAUUUUAAUGGUUAAUACUCAAGUCCAGGCGUUCAACAUCUCUGGAGGAACCUUUGGUAAAGCAGAGGAAUGUUUCGUGGACUAUAAGAGUGUACUUCCUAUCGUCUUUGGAGUAGUUCUUGCUGUGCUGAUCGUUAUUAUGAUCGCUGUGUAUUUGAUCAAUCGACGGAUUCAAGCUGCAGGCUAUCAGCGAAUCUGAAGAGAGAAAUGAUGCUUUUUGGUUUACUUUGCCUCUCAUUAACAUAGAUGGUGUGCAUCUUGGCCAAAAAACAGAUUUUUGCCCCAUUCAGUGCACCUGGUGAUUGCCAUAGAUGUGCAUACAGAAAUAUUGGCUGGGAUUUUCAACUGUUGUGCUUUAUACUUUCUGCAUUUCUAGCUUCAGAGAUGAUUAGUAAUUAAUAUCAUGUAGCUUAAUGCCUUUGUUUGUUGCAACUUGGUCUUUCUCUGUUUGAAACCAAUUUUAUUAAUAUGCAUUUUGAAAAUUUUCAUGUACUAAUUGCUAAAAUGUUAAAAUUAAUAACUGAUCAAACUGUCUUAUGUUUCAAUACAAAAUUUCUUUUAGAAAAAUGCAUUGUAAAUAAUAUUGAAUUCAGAUCUAUCAAAAAUGUCAAACUUCAGUAAUUAUUUUAUGCAUUUUGAAAUGGCCAUGUUUCAGUCAGUUUGCUGUUGUUGUUUAAAAUUGCUGAUUGAAACUCUUUAGCUUGUUUGUUUCGGAAUUGCUUGAAUGUAGAAGCUGGAAAACAAUCUCAAAUUUUAAAAAAUAAAUUGUUAAAAAUUA
Molecule: messenger RNA, 1702 nt
Organism: Hypanus sabinus (Atlantic stingray)
Lineage: Eukaryota; Metazoa; Chordata; Chondrichthyes; Myliobatiformes; Dasyatidae
Gene: lamp3
Product: lysosomal associated membrane protein 3
Exons: 6
Coding region: 119-1123 (334 amino acids)
Cellular component (GO): membrane
Source: RefSeq, a predicted model, not a curated record